AUGCAUCUGCUUAUGUCGUCUGAGCCACAUACCGCACCCAUCCAAGAGGAGGUCGAUGCGCAACUCGCCUUCUCUACCGAAUCCGAUGCCACCAUAUCUCUUGCGGACAAGUGGCUUCGGGACUGUAUUGCUCAGGAUACGGCUUGUGCUGGUGAGAGGCAAAGCGCCGUAUGGGAUAAAGCGUUGCCUGCUAGACUCAUCUGCGUUGACGGCGAAGGUUCUAGCUGGCAAUCAGCUCGUGUCGUGGAAACGAACAGAUUAUCCUCAAAUACUCCUUACCUCACGCUCAGUCACUCGUGGGGAGACGGCAAGUUUCUAAAACUACUAUCGACGAACACAACACAGCUCUAUUCUUCCAUUCCGGUGGACCAGCUGAGCAAGACUCACAGAGACGCUCUAUCGAUAACACGCAGAUUGGGGUAUCGCUAUAUCUGGAUCGACUCGCUCUGCAUCAUUCAGGACUCCAACGAUGACUGGAGAUCACAAUCUGCGCAGAUGGCUUCGAUUUACGGUAACUCAACGUGUAAUAUCGCAGCAGAGAAUGCUUCUGAAUCCGGUGGAUGUUUCAUACGCCGCAAUCCGUUAAUGCAGCGACCCUGCCAAUUGACUCACAGCAGCGAUCUGGAUCCAGCAGAAGGCGUCUAUGCCCAUCGCUACCACACUGCAAACUGGUCUGCAUUUCCGGAGUAUUAUUAUUCUCCUUUAUCCCUCCUAACCCGCGCAUGGGUUCAACAAGAGCGCAUCCUGUCACCUCGGGUUCUGUAUUUCGGUGGCCCUGAAAUACAUUGGGAAUGCUGUUCAUUCCAGGCUUCCGAGGCAUGGCCGAACGGUUCGCCCAGCCAAGACCAUGGAUUCGAUGAGUUCUAUCCACUCAAAGCGGCAUUCGAGUCUCUGAUCACUCCCUUUACGAAUUGGGGACGAGACGAGCUCAACAGGUUUGUCUACGAGCUGUGGCACCACGGUGUGUUUCGGGAGUAUACCGCAGCCGAUCUGACGUUUGAGAAGGAUAGAUUGGUGGCUCUCGCUGGCAUUGUUGGAGUCAUUCAGCGGCGCACAGGCAUGACUUAUGUGGCCGGUUUGUGGAAGGAGUUCCUUCCGAUGGAACUCAUGUGGCGGAAAAUGGACGCCCCGGUGCCAGCACAGAAACAUCUCGAGCCCUUGCCUUGGAAAGCGCCUACGUGGUCCUGGGCAUCAGUCAAGGGUCGGAAAAGGUUUGAUCUCUCUGCGCUGCAAAAGCCGGAAGAUGACAAUAUACUGUAUUGCUCCCGUAUCCUGAAAUAUGUUAUAGAGCCAUUGGACGUCGCACAACCUAUACUAGGUGAGGUGUCAGGCGGGACCAUCACCGUGACUGGCUUUCUUGCGCCUCUGGUUAGACCCAGUCCCGCGGAAACCAUGGAAGCUGAUGGACCGAAUCGCUUCAAAAAGCCAAAGGACAUCGCACUGGAUAUCGAUCUUCCGCCGUCAACGCAGCUGUUCUACUUCUGUCUUAUGAAGACCAGGGACAACGAGACCACGCUUACGAACAAAGGGCUCGUCAUAGCGAAAGCAGUGGCAGAGACAGAAGAACAGAAAGACGGCGCCAAAUAUGCUGGCAGUUACAUCCGAGUUGGCGUGUUUGUGAGCUCGUUCAAGAGUGGAAUGGGCAGCGUUUUCGACGGUGUCGAUGAGACUUCGGUCACCAUAUGUUGA
This is a messenger RNA of Cladophialophora immunda, 1689 nucleotides long. RefSeq lists its product as uncharacterized. The record is from RefSeq and is a predicted model, not a curated record. NCBI's taxonomy places the organism in Eukaryota, Fungi, Ascomycota, Eurotiomycetes, Chaetothyriales, Herpotrichiellaceae. The transcript is spliced from 2 exons. Bases 1 to 1689 code for a protein of 562 amino acids.